AUGAAGUUAUCGCUCUUGACAUUGACUUUAUUCUCUUUCGCUCGUGGAAAUAUUUGGCCUAAUCAAGAAAGAGAAUAUGUUACUGAAAAUCCACAUAAUAUUUUAUCCGAUUAUAACGUGCAAGAUUCAUCGGUUCGUUCAUCGAACAUACCGAUUUUAUCAACGUCGAUUCUUCCACCCUUAAGAAAAGAUUCUAUUUCCUGGGCAGGAUUUUCUCGUAACAACGAAGGAUCUACAAAGAAAUCUUCUUUGAUCGUAGUCAGUCCUACGGAAGCAACUUUCUCUAAUGAAAACGAAAUGAUGAUCGAGCCUAUAGCAGUAAAUACAAUUCAACGAUACAGUACAUCAUUUACAACACCUACCGAGAUCAUUUCACCAGAGACAAGAACACCCAUGUUCGAAUCAGUAAUUAAUCCAAGAACGAUAACGGUAGCUCCCGAUGGAAAUGCAAAUAUAAUUGGUAUCGAAAGGAACGAUGAAAUUGCAUCAGACGAUAGAUCGAAGAAACUAUUUCUAUGCGGAUCUCUACGGAACGAGUUGAUCGUGAGCAGACCUGGAAGUGGCUCGGUGUUUAUCAAAGGUGCAUCCAGAGUUGCCAUAAUCGAUGAUGAUGCUCAAAAUUCUGUUAUCGUCUGUCCACCAAGUACGAGUUUGAUACCACCAUCAUCGUUUACAGAUGAAAGAUUACCAAUGGAUUUAGAAAGGAAACCAUUGACACUAAGACCAAGCGUUAUUCUAUCCGAAAUACCUAAAACUCGUGGUUCCAACGAACGACCUUCGACAAUCGUAUUAAAAGAUUAUCUCUUACCACCGUAUACCAAUUGAAAAAGAUAAACAUGCAAAUAUGUUUCGCAAGAUUUGUUUCAUUGAAAAAUUAUUCGACCUAUCCGAACGUUUAAUGAAUAAUGCUCUUCUUAUCGUUCGAUAUCGUACGGCAAUAAAAUCAACUCGUUAUAUUAUA
This is a messenger RNA of Polistes canadensis, 961 nucleotides long. RefSeq lists its product as uncharacterized. Bases 1 to 825 code for a protein of 274 amino acids. The record is from RefSeq and is a predicted model, not a curated record. NCBI's taxonomy places the organism in Eukaryota, Metazoa, Arthropoda, Insecta, Hymenoptera, Vespidae. The transcript is spliced from 4 exons.